Molecule: messenger RNA, 1405 nt
Organism: Erythranthe guttata (spotted monkey flower)
Lineage: Eukaryota; Viridiplantae; Streptophyta; Magnoliopsida; Lamiales; Phrymaceae
Source: RefSeq, a predicted model, not a curated record
AUUUCUCAACUGCAGACCAUAGUGUGCUUUCCACAUUUAGGAGGCGUAUUCGAGCUCGGGGCAACUGAACUAGUUCAAGAAGAUCCGAAUCUGAUCCAGCAUAUAAAAUCCUCGUUCCUCGACAGUCCUUCCGGAAGUUUCUCAAACGUUCCUAAUUACCUCCCCAACAAUAUCACCACAAACAACGAUGAACUCGAAUUCGCAGACAAUCUCAAUCAGCUUUUGGAUUGUCCGAACAUGGACAUUUGUACCCCCGAGAACUUUUCGGACGAUUUUGCAGAUAAUCUACUAAGGGAGGAGGAGUCGAAUUUAUUAGAAGGGGACGAUGACAUCAGCAAUUAUCCGAACAACAAUAACUCAACAAACUCGAGCGACUGUAUAUCUCAAACUCACGAAGAUCAUGUUACGGUUGUCAAGAAUCAAGAAUCUUUGCAAGGGAAUGAUGAUGUUCAUUACGAGAGUGUGCUUUCGAAUUUUUUGAAGACUUCCCAUCACUUGAUUUUCGGUCCGUAUUUAAAAAACGGGUGUAGGGAAUCGAGCUUUGUUUGUUGGAGGAAAAAUGGGUUAGUGGGUUCGAACGUAAUUAAUCAGAGUGGGAGUAUUCAACAGAAGUUGCUAAAAAAGGUACUAUUCGAAGUCGGUAAAAUGCAUGGGAAUGAUCGUAAAAACGAAAACGGCAAUUCUAGACAAGAAACAGAUGAAAACGAUAGGAACCAUGUCUUGUCUGAAAGAAAACGAAGGGAAAAAAUUAACGAGAGGUUCACGAUUCUUGGAUCACUAGUCCCGUCAGGUGGCAAGGUCGACAAAAUAUCGGUACUCGAUAAUACAAUAGAGUACUUGAGAGAGCUCGAGAGAAAAGUCGAAGAGCUAGAGUCGACAAUGCAGAGCAAACCUCACGAUAGAGUGGAAAGGACUUCGGACAAUUACGGCCCCCAUAAAACCGGCAAUAUUACGAAGAAGCCAUUGGCCAAUAAGAGGAAGGCUUGUGAAAUCGAGAAAGUGGGACCCGAUAAUAUAAGUGUCACCGUUUCGGAUAAGGAUGUUUCGAUCGAGUUGAGGUGUUGCGAGAAGGAAGGAGUGUUGCUACAAGUGAUGGAAGCUAUACGGAAACUGCGUAUGGAUACGCAAAACGUGCAGUCUUCGAAUGGUGACGGAAUUCUUUCUGUCACUAUAAAAGCCAAGUGCAAAGGAUUGAAAGGUGCAUCAGCAGGGGUGAUCACACAAGCUCUUCAGAAAAUUAUACGAAAAUAUUGAAGAUUUUGUGUGUUCUCUUUUAAUGUAAUAUAUAGAUAUAUAUAUGUAUUUAUUUGAGUAACAUAAAACAUCUAACUGCAGGGAAUUAAUUCCCUCUAUUUUUAGGAUAAGCCAUUUUGUUGAUAUAUCGAAACGAAAAUCAAAAUCAAAA